UCUCUCACUCCUUCCCUAUUUCUAUCUUGAGCCUAUCCCGUCAUCUCUUAUCUCCUUCAUCCCUCCAAUCCUCAUCUGUUCUUCACCGUGGAGGAAGGCUCUGAGAAAAAGAGAGUUUUCCACUAUUGAAUCUACUAGCAGUCCUGCAGGUGGAGAGCAUUACAGGAGCCAGUGAGCAGCUUGUGCACCCUGUGGGGCUGUGAAAGCUGAAACAGCUCAAAGGGUGAACACUGGUGUCUGGGAUCGAGAACUGCACAGGUGCAGAAGAAGAGAAAAGAGUGUGGUUUGGUCUUUCAUCAGGAACAUCACCAAACAGCUCUCACCAUGGCAGCUGAGAAGGCUGAAAUGGAUAAACUGAAAAAGGAGUGCGACGGCCUCCGUGCACAGAUUGAGGCAGCCCGUAAAGCUGUGAAUGAUGGCAGCAUGUCUGCAGCAGCGGGAGGCGUGGCCUCAGUGGGCCGGGUCCAGCUGAAGCUCAGGAAGACACUUAAAGGUCACCUGGCAAAAAUCUAUGCUAUGCACUGGUCAGCUGACUCCAGGCAGAUGGUCAGUGCAUCACAGGAUGGAAAGCUGCUCAUCUGGGACACUUUCACAGGGAACAAGUUGGUUGCUGUUCCACUAAAGUCUGCUUGGGUGAUGAGUGUUGCCUUCGCGCCCUCUGGUAACCUGGUGGCCAGUGGUGGUCUGGACAACAUCUGUACAGUCUACAACAUCAAGGCAGCUAGCCCCAAAACCCUCAGGGAGCUGGACGCACACACAGGUUACCUGUCUUGCUGCCGUUUCCUUAGUGAUUCUGAGAUCCUGACAGCCUCCGGUGACACUACCUGCUGUCUGUGGGACUUGGAGACUGGCAAGCAGAAGACUGUCUUCACCAACCACAUUGGAGACUGCAUGUCGCUGGCUCUCUCCCCCGACAUGAACACCUUCAUUUCUGGAGCUUGUGACUCUCUGGCCAAGCUGUGGGAUCUGAGGGAAGGGACCUGCAAGCAGACCUUCUCCGGACACACCAGUGACAUCAACGCCAUUGCUUUCUUCCCAAACGGUCACGCCAUCGUCACAGGCUCUGACGACUGCUGCUGCAAGAUGUAUGACUUGCGCUCCGACCAGGAGGUUAUUGGCUACCAGGACGCCAGUCUGAAUGCUGGCGUCACAUCUUUGGCUCUCUCCAGCUCGGGCCGCCUUAUUUUUGCAGGUUAUGAUGACUUCAACUGUCAUAUCUGGGACUCACUGAAGGGAGAGAAAGUGGGCGUGUUGUCCGGCCAUGACAACAGGGUGAGCUGCACAGGUGUCCCUGCUGAUGGUAUGGGCGUCUGCACAGGUUCCUGGGACAGCUUCCUGAAACUGUGGAACUGAGGCAUCCUUGCAGAGGACACUGGGAGAUGAAAAAGAAAAGGAGAGGAGAGGAGAGGAGAGGAGAGGAGAGGAGAGGAAAAAAGUGGCAGAAAAGUGAAGUUGGAGGAGGUUUGGUGCAGAUACUUGACCUUCCUCUCUUUUCCUUCCCACUCUGCUUCUUCCUCAUUCAUGUAUGCAAAUUUUGAAAGGUUGUGAAUGAGUUAUAUUGUGCAAAAGACAUCAGGUAAACAAUGCAUGAUGCUUUCCACUGUAUGUACAAGAGAGCUUUAUGUUGAAUUAACUACUGAAAAAACAUUAAAAAAUAGGUCAUUCAUCAAAAGGAGCUGAAAAUAAGCUCUUGCUGAAAAUGAUAAACAUCUCUAGAUUUUUUUGACAAUAACUGAACAAAGAAGUAAAUAUUGAAAAUAAGACGCUAGAAUGACAGAUUUAUUUUUUUGUCUUCAAGGUCUUUGACCUUUAAAAGCUGCAAUCAUUUAGAUAAAAGACUGGCAUGUAUAUUUAAUUAUAUUUUAUAGUUUAACAUAUUAGAAUGGAAAGUCUAUGUACAGUGUCUUUUUCGUUGUAUUUGAUUUGUUUGGGUUUUUUGGCUGCACAUAUUCAAAAUGUGUAUUUGUAUGGCAGAGCUGCCAUUUUGGGUCCUAUAUUACCACCAACUGACUUUGAUCUAAGAUUGCUGCUGCUGUUGCCCCAUUUCACCAGUAAAAUACAAUGAUGGAGCCAUGGAUGAUGGCUUGAAGGGGGAACCUGAAUGUGAGACUGGCUUUAAAACACUCCUGUAAGCUUUACUUUACUCCACUGGGUUCAGUUGCAUUUUGUUUUACUUCAACACUUGUGCAGUUCCUCUGUUUAAAAAAAAAAAAAAAAAAAAAAAAAAAAAAAA
Molecule: messenger RNA, 2233 nt
Organism: Archocentrus centrarchus (flier cichlid)
Lineage: Eukaryota; Metazoa; Chordata; Actinopteri; Cichliformes; Cichlidae
Gene: gnb3b
Product: guanine nucleotide binding protein (G protein), beta polypeptide 3b
Exons: 9
Coding region: 325-1353 (342 amino acids)
Biological process (GO): signal transduction
Molecular function (GO): protein binding
Source: RefSeq, a predicted model, not a curated record